This is a messenger RNA of Ylistrum balloti, 1543 nucleotides long. RefSeq names its product lysophospholipase D GDPD1-like. The coding region runs from base 152 to 1156 and encodes 334 amino acids. The transcript is spliced from 10 exons. Gene Ontology annotation, biological process: glycerophospholipid catabolic process. The record is from RefSeq and is a predicted model, not a curated record. NCBI's taxonomy places the organism in Eukaryota, Metazoa, Mollusca, Bivalvia, Pectinida, Pectinidae. Gene Ontology annotation, molecular function: phosphatidylcholine lysophospholipase A1 activity; phosphoric diester hydrolase activity. Gene Ontology annotation, cellular component: endoplasmic reticulum membrane.
UCUCACAGUAGAUUCCUGAAUGGAAAAGGUGCCUUUCUAGGACGUUUUCGAAAUACACACGUGAACAUGAAGAACCACACAUAUACAAGAUGUAAUAUAAGACUGUCAACUGUCGAGGGUAGACGUAACAAAUUGUCAGUGUAGUUGUGGGAUGUUGACUUUGGCCGAAAUAAUUAUAAUGGCUGUAGUUGCGGCACUAUUUGGAUGUUACGUUGUAACGUCAAUUAUUUUAUUGAAAUAUCCACAAAUUUUACAUAAGAAAAAGAAUGUAAAAUUUCGCCCAAGACACAUCAGUCACAGAGGAGGUGCUGGUGAAAAUCUGGAAAAUACCAUGACUGCCUUCCGUUUUGCAUCUGAUCUUGGGACAGAGAUGUUGGAGAUAGACUGUCACAUCACCAAGGAUGGUCAGGUGGUUGUGUCACAUGACAAUUCCCUCAAGAGGUCAUGUGGUGUUGAGGGGGAGAUAAUCGACUAUGAUUACAAAGAUCUACCCCCAAUUCAGGGUGUGCUUUCCUUGGAUUUCAUGAGUAGUUUCCAAACUAAGGGUGGAACUGACAGACAAAUUCCACUAUUGAGGGAUGUGUUUGAAGCAUUUCCUACGAUGCCUAUUAAUAUAGAUAUCAAAAUUAACAACGAUGAACUCAUAAACAAGGUAAAUGAUUUGAUUAUGGAAUUCAAUCGUGAAUCACUCACUGCUUGGGGUAAUAGGAGUUCAUCAGUAACCAGUAAACUCUACAAAAAGAACCCAGAUGUACCAUUAAUAUUUUCCAUGCAGCGUGUGCUGUUGUUGGUUUUGACAUUCUACACUGGGAUUCUGCCAUUCCUGCCUCUAAAAGAGUCCCUCUUUGAGGUUCUCAUGCCUGGUGCACUUUUAAGUGGGGAUAAAUUCAAUAGGCCUUUGAACCGAAAAAUGAGGUUCCUUUUGAAAUUGGCUGAUGUACUGAUGAUGAGACCUACAUUACUUCAGCACUUAGAAAGAAGAGGGAUACAGACCUAUCUAUGGGUGCUGAAUUCGGAGGAAGAAUUUGAGCGAGCAUUUAAACUUGGGUCCACAGGGGUCAUGACAGACUUUCCAACAUUACUGAAGGAUUUUCUGGAUAAAAAUUAUCCCGAGCUUAAACAAGAAAAGGGUUACCAGAGUAUAGAAGCAUUGUGAUGACAUUAGAGACUAUGAUGAUAUAAGAGACUUAAAGAUGUAAGGGAUCAUGUGGUGAAAUUGGAUACCCAAUUUUUAAAUCAGAGACUAGGUGACAACAUCAAGACAUUUUGUUGACAUCAAAGACCCUGUGAUGAUUUUGUGAUGAUAGAGAUUUUAUGAUGGUAUUAGAGACUGCGUAAUGACAUCAGAGACAUUGUGAUGACAUCAAAGGGUAUAUGAUGACAUCAUAGACCCUGUGAAGACAUCAGAGAUCUUGUGAUAAAAUCAGAGAUCUUGUGAUAAAAUCAGAGAUCUUGUGAUAAAAUCAGAGAUCUUGUGUUGGCAUCAGAGAUCUUGUGAUAAAAUCAGAGACCUUGUGUUGGCGUCAGAGAUCUUGUGAUUAAA